Oncorhynchus nerka (sockeye salmon) is the source of this 2675-nucleotide messenger RNA. Its product is annotated as CDGSH iron-sulfur domain-containing protein 1-like. Gene Ontology annotation, molecular function: 2 iron, 2 sulfur cluster binding. The record is from RefSeq and is a predicted model, not a curated record. Bases 358 to 678 code for a protein of 106 amino acids. Gene Ontology annotation, biological process: regulation of autophagy. Gene Ontology annotation, cellular component: mitochondrial outer membrane; intracellular membrane-bounded organelle. NCBI's taxonomy places the organism in Eukaryota, Metazoa, Chordata, Actinopteri, Salmoniformes, Salmonidae. The transcript has 3 exons.
UCCUUGACAAUGUCGGUCACCACAGCUCUGAGCUGCUCAGCGAAGCCCAAGACGUGCGAAUGGCCUGGUUUCUGCAGAGGCCAUAUCACCUAAACGCUGCAGGGCCAAUGCAGACCUUCGGAUAGACCAUAUAAUGCCUUUUAGGUUAUAAGAUAUUUCAAUGUGUAAUUCGCACUCCGACCUGAGAAAGGCAGCAAACCAGCGUCUAGUCUACCGGAACACACAAGAAAAAUAAGUGCGUUUACAUUUUCAAACCUCUUAAAGUAUGUGUCAUUUACUACGCAUUAUUUAAGACGUACAGAUAGUUAGCGACGCUUGUUCAACAGGACUGCCUGCAUUCGUUCCAAGUUACAAGCCAUGAGUUCAAACGUUUCCUUGUCAAAAGGGGAGUUGGCGGCAGCCAUCGGUGUGACUGCAGGAGCUACAGCUGCGGGCAUCCUCCUCUUCCAGUACCUCUCCAAGGGGUCAGGGGUCAAGCCCAAGGUCAACUUGGACCUGCAGAAAGACAACCCCAAAGUGGUGCACGCUUUCGACAUCGAGGACCUCGGGGAUAAGGCGGUGUACUGCAGGUGUUGGAGAUCUAAGAAGUUUCCCUACUGUGAUGGUGCUCAUGCUAAACACAACCAGGAGACGGGGGAUAACGUCGGUCCUCUCAUCAUAAAAAGAAAGGAGGCCUGAAUCCAGUCACUCAAUCAAUCAAUCAUCCCGUCCAUGUUAUUCCGUGAUUGCUGCUGACAUACUGAUGCACACAAGUGCUCUUCGCUACAGAAAGGAUGACAGUGGUUGACAGUACACUUGGUAGUUGCUCUGAAAUAUGGUGACCAAAUCCAUUUUCGGCUAUAUUUAUUUUAUUUAUUGAUUGAAGCCACCCUUAUCACAGGACCAAGCAGUUAUCAUUUUUUGUUGUUGUGGAAAAUGACUUUGUAAUCAUACCUAGAAUAAUGGUAGAUAUUUCACUGGGGUUACCAAGGAAACAGGGGUGUGGGCAUAGUGCUGUGGUAUCUGUGCUGUUCAGAAUGUUUGUUUUUGAUCAAUGUUUGCCUUUCUUUUAUACUGUAGACAUCAUCAGAGCGACAGCGUAGCCUAGUGGUUGGAACGUUGGACUAGUAACCAAAUGGUUGCAAGAUCGAAUCCCAGAGCUGACAAGGUACAAAUCUGUCGUUCUGCCCCUGAACAAGGAAGUUAACCCACUGUUCCUAGGCCGUCAUUGAAAAUAAGAAUUUGUUCUUAACUGACUUGCCUAGUUAAAUAAAAAAUAAUAAAAAAUAAAUGAAUCAACUUAUCUGGCCCAUUAUCAUACCAUAGAGAUCGCAAUGCAUCCGUCCCAUUAUGACACCUGUGAGUGUAUGGGCAGCACCAUUGUGAAAAUCUCCAUUUUGAAGUAGUCCAUUUUCUUCUUCUGCUACUUCUAUGAGUUGGUAAACAAACUGAAAGUGUUCAUACUGCCCCCUAGAGGGUGUUGUCUGAACAGGUAUGAAGCCAAGGCUGGUGAUUUUACUGCCACCUGGAGUUAUGGAAUGUUUGCGCACAAAUAUAAUUCAUUGGCUGAUCCCGCCUGAUGACCUUGAUGGAAUUAUGUGAGACUUCCUUAACCCAUAGGAAGUCCCACCCAGUUGACUACUUAAAAAUUGUGAAAGUCCUCAAUGUCACUGUCCAUGCUAAAACGGGCUUUUCGUCAGUAGAGUCCUCUAUCGUUCUCUAUGGUUGAGUUUUUCCUGACCACAGGACUUGAUCAGUGAUAUCUCUGUACCUUUUUUAUUGCAGCUGUAACUAGGGGCCCAGAGUUUUUCCAUGGUCAGGAAAACUACUGAAGCAUCAAGGAAACAGAUGAGGUGUGACAUAUUUUUGAUUCAACUUGUGAAAUCGAUUGUAAAAUGGUGUCACUUUUCAAUGAAAGGUUCUACAUCAUUCAUAUCUGCAAAUGAAGCCGUCGUAAUGAUUACCUUGUUGAUUCACCGUUAACACAGACUUAAAAAUCAACAAGUUAAACUUGUUCCAUCCAUAAUACAUACCAAUUGGAUUCCUGGGUUGUGUUCAGUGCUGCUACACCUGCAUUGUUUGCUGUUUGGGGUUUUAGGCUGGGUUUCUGUACAGCACUUUGAGAUAUCAGCUGAUGUACGAAGGGCUAUAUAAAUCAAUUUGAUUUGAUUUGAGAAGAAAAAAAAACAUGCGAUGUUGUGAAACUAGGAGGUAGCUUACUAGAGAAACACUCCCAAGUUGAGUUUUCGUAAAAAUAAAAAAUAAAAUGUUUUGCUACAUUUUGCCCUACUUAACACAGCCCUGUAGCCUACUGAAUGUUUUAGUGGCUGAAACUGAACUUGUCAAGCAGCACUUCUGGUAACUAGCUUUAAUAAUUCACUGUUCUAUGUAGUGCAGUGUUUCCCCAAACUCUAUCUUGGGGGACCCCAAGGGGUGCACAUUUGGGGUUUUUGUCCUGGCACUACACAGCUUAAUCAAAUGAAUCAGCUUAUCAACAAGCUUUGACUAUUUGAAUCUGCUGUGUAGUGCUGGGCCAAAAUGUGCGCUCUUUGGGUUCCCCAGGACUGAGUUUGGGGGAUACGCUGACACUAGUGUGAGAAUGUUAAUGUCUACAGUCUGUGACCUUAGAUAUCUACAAUAUGUGACUUCAUUUUAAUCAAUCAUUUAAUCAUCAAUAAAAAAACUAUACAAAUGUU